GCGGAGCGGGGGCCGGAGGGCCGGACAGACCCACCCACCCCAAGGGCAGAGGGGCCGGAGGACCGACGGGGGCCCGGGACCCCAAAGCCUCCCCUCCCACCCCCCACCCCCAACUGGGGGGCCAGUCCCCAAGAUGAGCCGGCUCUCCCUGCCAUGGCUGCUGUGGACCACCCUGGUGAUGACCACAGCGCUGACUGCGGCCGUGCCCGUGGAUGGAUCAGGUGACAACCGGGGCCUCCGGGUGACCAUCGCGGCCGUCGGCCCCCUUCGGCCGCCCUUGGCGGGCAGCGUGUCCAUCCCUUGCCACAUAACCUAUCUGCAGCUGCCGCCCCCCGCCCCCGCCUCUGGCCGCUCACCUCGGGUAAAGUGGACCUUCCUGGCUGGUGGGCGGGAGACGGAGAUCCUCGUGGCCCGAGGAGUCAAGGUGAAGGUCAGCGAGCCGUACCGCCGCCGGGUGGCCCUGCCCGGCUACCCAGCCGACCCCACCGACGCCUCUCUGACCCUCAGCCACCUGCGCACCAAUGACUCCGGCCUCUACCGCUGCCAGGUCCAACAUGGCCUGGAUGAUGGCCGGGAUGCCAUCGAAGUCAAGGUCAAAGGGGUGGUUUUUCUGUACCGCGAGGGCACGGCCCGCUACGCCUUCUCCUUCUCGGCGGCCCGGGACGCCUGUGUCCGCAUCGGCGCCGCCAUCGCCACCCCGGACCAGCUGCGGGCGGCCUACUGGGGCGGCUUCGAGCAGUGCGACGCGGGCUGGCUGGCCGACAGGACCGUGCGGUACCCCAUCCAGACCCCACGCGAGGCCUGCUUCGGGGACAUGGACGGGGUCCCGGGCAUCCGAAACUACGGCACCGUGGACCCCGAGGAACUGUACGACGUGUACUGCUACGCGGAGGACCUCCAGGGAGAGCUGUUCCUGGGCGCUCCUCCGCAGAAGCUGACCCUGGCUGAGGCCCGGCGGUUCUGCCGAGCUCGGGGCGCCGCCAUCGCCACGACGGGCCAGCUGUUCGCCGCCUGGAGCGGCGGGCUGGACCGGUGCCGGCCGGGCUGGCUGGCCGACGGCAGCGUCCGCUACCCCAUCGUCAGCCCCCGGGCGCGCUGCGGCGGCGGGGCCCGGCCCGGCGUCCAGACCGUCUUCCUCUUCCCCAACCAGACCGGCUUCCCCGACGCAAGGAGCCGCUUCGACGUCUACUGCUUCCGAGAGUCCGUCCGGAGCCCCACGGCGGAACCCCGGGACCUGGCGGCUUCCGACGGCGCCGGGCUGGCGGAGCUGGUGACCGUGUCGGCCGAGCUGGCCGAGCUGACCUUGCCGGGGCCCCGGGGGGCAGCGGAGUCCCGGGGGGCCAUCUACUCCAUCCCCCUGCCCCUCCCCCCGCCCGAUCCCACGGAGCCCCCCGGGGACCCCGCCGACGGCCUGGACGCCCCCCUGAAGGCCGAGCCCGACACCGACCUGCCCUUGGCGGCCCUCACGGCCGACCCAACCCCCGAGGAGCGUACUGAGCCCCACCUGCGCCGCCGCCACCACCACCACCAGGCCGCCCGCGGGACCCUGCCCGGAGCUGCUGAAUUGGGUCCGGCGCCCACCGCCGCGCUAGUGACAGCGGGGGAGGAGCCGGAGGACGGAGAGGAGGAGGAGGAGGCAGAAUCCCCCCCCGAGCUGCCCCCCACAGGCGGCUGUGAGCCCAACCCGUGCCAGAACGGAGGCACGUGCUAUGAGGAUCCGGGCGCGGACCGCGGAGCCGGAGGGGCCGGGAUCAGCUGCGUCUGCCUCCCGGGCUACGGGGGGUCGGUCUGUGAGCUCGAGCUGGCCCGCUGCGGCCCCGGUUGGGACGGCUUCCAGAGCGGCUGCUACCGACACUUCCCGGUGCGCAGGUCGUGGGCGGAGGCGGAGAAUCAGUGCCGCCGCCUGGGAGCUCACCUCGCCCGGAUCGGCACGGCCGAGGAACAACGAUUCGUCCACGAGCGAUACCCGGAAUAUCAGUGGAUCGGACUCAACGACCGGACCAUCGAGGGCGAUUUCCAGUGGUCAGACGGCACCCCGCUGCUGUACGAGAACUGGCAGGCGGGGCAGCCGGACAGCUACUUUCUGUCCGGCGAGGACUGCGUGGUCCUGGCCUGGCACGACGGAGGCCGCUGGAGCGACGUCCCCUGCAACUAUCACCUGCCCUUCACCUGCAGGACCAGCUUGGUGACCUGCGGGCCGCCCCCCGAACUGGCCAGGGCCGUGCUGACCAGCCGCCCCCAGCAGCGCUACGGGGUGGGCGCCGUGGUCCGCUACCGCUGCCGCGCGGGGCUGGGCCAGCGCAACGCGCCCCUCAGCGUCUGCCGCUCGGACGGACGCUGGGAAGCGCCCAAAAUCACCUGCCGGGCCCCCGCCGCCCAGGUUCCCAAAGACACCCCAGGAAGAGACACCUUGGAAGAGUGGCCGUCGGGCGGGGGCUGCUGGGCCUCGGGAGGUCGGUGUUGAAAGAAGGAGACGUGGCGGGGGAGCGGAAUCUUCCGGGGACCCCAACCCCUUCCUCACUGAUUAGAAGUGACGUCGGGGGACAAAGGCCGGGAAAAGCUCCAGGGCAGGCUGGGAUUAACUGUGUUCCCCACAACCUCCGCUCUCUCACUUUCCUUUGGGGUGCAAAGGGCCAGAGAAGGAUGUGUCCCCCCACCCCAAAUAAAUCUGCAUUGCCCCUGCAAC
Molecule: messenger RNA, 2686 nt
Organism: Tachyglossus aculeatus (Australian echidna)
Lineage: Eukaryota; Metazoa; Chordata; Mammalia; Monotremata; Tachyglossidae
Gene: BCAN
Product: brevican
Exons: 14
Coding region: 134-2464 (776 amino acids)
Biological process (GO): cell adhesion
Molecular function (GO): hyaluronic acid binding
Source: RefSeq, a predicted model, not a curated record